Messenger RNA from Adineta steineri, 1413 nucleotides. NCBI's taxonomy places the organism in Eukaryota, Metazoa, Rotifera, Eurotatoria, Adinetida, Adinetidae. The record is from the annotation of a GenBank genome assembly.
AUGAAACAAGGCCAAUAUCUUUCCCAGCAAGUCAAACAAUAUUUGUGGCCACAAAAUAAUGUUCAAACUGAUCAUCCAUCAUGCCAGUUUAAAGCAGAUAAACAAUGGCUCGAUCUUCAAUAUCAUACAGAUGAUAAAAUCAAGAAGCCUGAUGAACUUGAACAUCAAAUGGAAUCUCCACCUGAAUUAGCUGAUAAAAAACAACUCGAUCGUAUUAAAGGAUCCUUGAUUGGAAUGGCUUUAGGUGAUGCAGUUGGUGCACAUGUUGAAUUUCGUCCUUACGAAUAUUUAUGUCAAAAUCCAGUUAAAGAUCUCGUAGGAGGAGGUACAUGGGGUUUAGAAAAAGGCCAGUUCACCGAUGACACUUCGAUGGCUCUUUGCUUGGCUAUGUCAUUAUUGGCUCGUCAUGAUUUUGUACCAUAUGACCAAUUAGUUCGUUACAAAUGGUGGUAUCAAUAUGGAUAUAUGUCAUCGACUGGAAAAUGUUUCGAUAUUGGUGCGGCCACAAGAGAAUCAUUAGAAAAAUUUAGUCGACGUCAAGAAUCAUUUGCAAAAAAUCAUAAUAUUUCUGUCAAAACAUUAGACUUUCUCUCGGAUACUGAGCUUCUUGAAACAUUUCCCGUAAACUGUAGUUCACAGGGUGUCGCAGGUAAUGGAGCUCUCAUGCGUCUAGCACCAGUUCCACUCUUUUUCCAUGAAAAUCCAGAGACAGCUGUAGAAUUUUCAGGUAUUAGUGGACGGAUUACUCAUGGUGAUACGAAAGCUUAUGAUGCAUGUCGUUACUAUGGAGCUCUGAUUUGUGCUGCUCUUAAGGAUUAUGAGAAAAGUGACCUUCUCGACAAAGAUUUUUACACAAAACAUAAGCAUUGGUUCGGCAACAUUCCACUUUGUGAUGAAAUUAAAAAAAUUGCCGAAGGAUCUUAUCAGAAAGGAGGUGGCUAUCAGGAUGGUAUACGAGGAAAAGGUUAUAUAGUUAAUGCUCUUGAAGCUGCUUUGUGGGCAUUUUGGUCGGAUGAGAACUCAUUUGAGAAAGGUGUACUUGCUGCUGUAAAUUUAGGAGAUGAUACCGAUACAACUGCUGCUAUUUAUGGUCAAUUAGCUGGUGCAUAUUAUGGAUAUAAAAAACUACCUAAGGAAUGGGUAAAACAUGUGUACGCAAAGCAGUUUAUCUUAAAUGUGAGUGAAUGGAUAGCAUAUGAAGGAAAGAAAUGGAACGAAACAGAAGGAUCAACUUCAAGUCAUCAAUCUCAACCGGAACCAACUUAUGUAACAACACCAAAUGAACAGAAAUCAUUCUUUCAGAGAAUGUUUGCUUUUUUUAACUAUGCAAGCCCUACAAAACAUUCAGCUCCACCAUCACCAUGUUCUCCUCAACAAAAAAAGAAACACCGAUCACAGUCAACAGACGAGUGA